Messenger RNA from Diabrotica balteata, 1959 nucleotides. The record is from the annotation of a GenBank genome assembly. NCBI's taxonomy places the organism in Eukaryota, Metazoa, Arthropoda, Insecta, Coleoptera, Chrysomelidae.
GUGACAAGAGAGAGAUAAUUUUGGUGACAGACUUAAACCACCUAAACAAACCAGAAACCAAACUAAUAUUUUAGUUUAGCUACGAGCAGCUAGGACAUAAACCUAUGAUUCCUUUUAAUAAUAGUACUUUACAAUAUUUUUAUUGUGUGAUAAACCAAAUGUAACUAAAUGUUGCAAAUAUAUUCUAGAAAAACGUUUCCAAACUCAUCUAGUAGGCACAAACAAUUUGCCUAGAGUUCUAUAUUGCAGUAUGAACAAUUUUAGAGAACAGGAUAUUUGCAUAAACUAUCCACAGAUUUGUCGAGCUUGCUUUGAAUCAAGAGAUCUUAUUUUAUUUGAGAAACAUCACUAUAUAUGGAGAUCUUUUGAAAACCUAACAAAUUUUCAGUUUUUACACAUAGAGAGUAAUCCUAGUUACAUAUGUCUGGGAUGCAUUCAAAAAUUAAAGGAUAUACAUGCUUAUAUUGAUUUAUGUAGAGCCAACGAGAUAGCACUAAAAGAAUAUAUUUUCAAAAAGUUACCAGUUAAAAUGUCACUAUCUCCCCAAAAUACACAAGAGGUCAAAUGCGAAGGAGGAAGUACAAAUGCAAAUCAACUUCAUGAACUGAUAUCACAGCAAAAAGAUCAGUCACCUAGUCAUUCCAACGUUGUCAAAAAUGAAUGUGUUACAGAAGAUUUAAAUUCAUACAUAGAUGAAGAAUCUAGUCCAGUUUCUGAUGAAAUAGGACAUCCAUUUUUGAGUAUGAAAAGUAAUGAAUGUUAUGAACCAGCUUGGAUGAGCGAAGCCCAAAAUCAUUCCUUUGAUGAAGAAGAACCACUGAUGGACCUAUUAAAAAUUGGGAAUAUGUCAUCAAAGGACAAAGAAGCAUCUAGACCUUGGCAUUGUGAGUUCUGUUCGAAGUCCUUUCACUUAAAACAUCACCUCAUUGGCCACUUAAAAACCCAUUCGGGAGAAAAGCCAUAUCAGUGCUUAGUAUGUUUAAGGCCUUUUGCAGACAGAAGUUCAAUGAAUAGGCACAUUAAAACACACACAGGGAUAAAACCGUUUUUGUGUAGGAUAUGUGGUCAUUCUUUUUCUGAAAAGUAUUAUUUAGUAAUUCAUAAUAGGAGUCACUCAGGGGAGAAACCAUAUAGUUGUGAGAUUUGUUCCAAAACUUUUACUAGGAAAGAUACAUUAAACAUGCAUUUAAAAACUCACACCAAGGAAAGGCCUUAUUCUUGCGACAUAUGUAAAAAAACUUAUUCCUUUAAACACCAUCUUGUUAUACAUCGUAGAAAUCACAGUGGAGAAAGACCUUUCCAAUGUGUGACUUGUACUAAAGCUUUUACUGAUAGAAGUUCUUUUAAUAGGCAUAUUAAACUAUAUUGCAGGGUGAAUAGUAAUGAUCUUAACUGUAAGUCAGAACAAUUAAAUGAACAAGGACUUGUAGACAAAAUUGAACCAACUGAUUAUGUCCAUGUAAACAUUGAAUCAUCUACAUCCUAAUUAAUUAGCUCUCUUCCAGAUACAGGCUUUACUUAACUCUACCUUUCAAUAUAUCAACACAUUAUUAUUUUUAGACUGCCAGCAGUUAUUUCUUAAUGUACUUCUUUUAUAAAAAAUGUUUGUUUAUUAUUUUUCGUGUUCAAGUAGUAAUUUCUGGAUUUACAUCUGAUUUUUUUCUUUUAUUUGGUGUUUAGGUAAAGUUACACAAGAAUUUUAUUUAGUUUUGGUCUCCUGGGAAAGUUCUCCCUUGAUUCUUACCCGUUAUAAUUUUUUCUACUUAUUAUGGAACUCUAGUCAGCUGGCACUUAAUUCUUUAUAAAUUAGAUUUGCACUUGUGUGUUUCUUGUUUAUAAAAAUAUUUUCACUUUUUUAUAAGCUUUAAUUUUAUUAAUAUUUAUUUUAGUCCUAUUGUAUUCUUAGUUAGUCACUAUUGUAAAGAAAUAAUAUUGAGAAGUGAUCAAAUAUAAUUUUUU